Molecule: messenger RNA, 966 nt
Organism: Colletotrichum spaethianum
Lineage: Eukaryota; Fungi; Ascomycota; Sordariomycetes; Glomerellales; Glomerellaceae
Product: glandicoline B O-methyltransferase roqN
Exons: 3
Coding region: 1-966 (321 amino acids)
Source: RefSeq, a predicted model, not a curated record
AUGGAUAGGACUAUCAAUGGCAUCACCAACAGCGCGUCAGCCGUCUCAAUCACCAACAAACCCGACAACUACACGUCGCCCGAGAACGCCAGCACCCUGGCCAACUUCUUCGCCGACAAGGAGCUGAGCGCCGAGGUCAUCUUCCAGAACGGCGUCGAGCGCAUCAGCGCCCCGUGUGUGAUGCCGAUGCUCCGGCGCGUCGGGCUGCACCUGCCCAUCCGCAAGAAGACAGCCAUCCUUGACAUGGCGUGCGGUACCGGCGGCGUCACCAAAGUCAUUCACGAGCUCCUCAAGGCCACUGACUCACAGGAGUACGUGACAAUCACCUGCGUCGACAUCAACACCAAGGUCAUUGAGCAUUUGCAGAAGCGCAUCAAGAGCGAGGGCUGGCCGAACACGACAGCCAUGGCAGGCGAUGCCACAUCCAUCAACUUGCCCUCGGAUACCUUCGACAUUGUGGUUGUCGGCCUCGCCAUCUCGCUGAUGAACCCCAUGAUGUCUGCUAUUCUCGAAUUCCAGCGCGUGGUCAAACCCGGGGGCGUCGUCGCCGGGACGUUGCUUUCCCGCGAGGGCGCCAUCGAUGAGAUCUACGAGGCCCUCUCUGCCCUGCCCGCCCCGGGGCUCCCGUGGUUCCGCACCUCGGAGGAGUUCGUCAUCUGGUACGGCUCGGGAUUCGUAAACCGCGCCGACUUCGUCGCCCACCUCUUCAACUGCGCCGGCUACAGCGAAGUGAAUGCCACGUACGAGGAGGGCUGGGUGCGCGCCGCCGACGGCGAGGACUUUUGCCAACUGUGCGCCGGCCACAUCGUCUGCGUCCCCGAGGCCCUGUGGUCGCCGGCCUUGCGGGCCAAGCAUCGCAAGUUACUCCAGGAAACGAUCCGCGACGGGCUGGACAAGAAGUAUGGCAAGAGGCCCUUCUUCUUUGAGAGGACGAGCGUGCUUGUGAGCGGGAGGAAGCCCUUGUAG